UUCAGUUGCUAUGUAGUCUGGGGUUUUGUUGCUUUGGUUUUUUUUUUUUAUCAUGGUGUGCUGCUGUGCAUGGUAUCAGUAUGGUAAAAGUGAAAGUGUAAAUUGGUCCAAUUGACGCUGUUACCUUAAUAGUUUAAGUGGGGUUGUAGCUUGCUUACAUAGAUGCAAUGCAAUUACCGUAUUGGCUAACGCUAUUUUUCAGACAAAAUGUGAGCUCAGCACUUGUUUUCAGCCUUCAGUACUCUGGUAUAAGCAGGUCCUCCUUAAUCUAUUAAAAGAUUUUUAUGGUGGAAAAAAGACAAAUUCCUAGACUAAGUUUAUGUGUUGCUGCCCUGGUUUUCAGGACCAAGAAUCUCACUUUUCUUUGAGUGCAGCCUCAGUACCUAUGUGUUAAAAGAGGUAAUUGCACUAGAAAUCAAAAGGCAGCUAUGAAGCUGACAGUCAUGGAAUUAAGAAAAUCUAAAUGGAUAGAUUGCAGUGGUGUUUCGCUGAGCUUUAAGGAGCUGGGAAUCAAAAGAUUUUGUAAUGCAAAUUCAUUUUUUUGGAAGUUGCUUAGUGUAUUGGUUUUAGUCUUGCCAGCAAGUGUUUGGACUGCUGAUGGAAAUUUCAGACUUGUAAUUCAGUUCACUUUUUAAAAGGGAGAUUCUGGGAGGAAACAAAUUACUUUUUAUAUUAUGGUAUAUGGUCAUGUUAGAAAUGGUAUUUAGUAGAACCCUUCCCUGCUUUCAACAGGAAUAUUGAAGUCGAUGGCCUAAGAGCUUGAGUCCUUAUAAGUUGGUGGAGGCAAUUCAGAAAUGGUUAUCAAAACAGACCAGUGUGGCUGUUGUUUAUCUGUUUGCUCUGACUUUUUCAACAUUGAAAUGAUAGAGGAAUAUGAGGGAAAAAUUCUUCUCUUUACAAAAUCCUCUGUGUACUAGGUUAGGACUACUUUUACAUUAAUUGUGCAGCACAGUAAGAAAUAACUGAAACCAAUAGAUGCCUGUAAUUCUGUGGUGUCUUGCAGUUCCUGGUGUUGGUUAAAACAGAUGCACAUUGGAAAUUAAGUUUUUGUUUUGUUUUCAGAUGCUGAAUGAUGAUUUAGACUGAACAAUUAAGGGAACUUGUGAUUUCAGUAGGACAGAAAAAAUAAAUGCAACUUGUUCCCUGCACUGAAGUUGAAGAACAGGUCUAGGAAACCAGGAGGAUCUAUUCCUGUAACAAUGGCAGCAAAAUCAUCACUCCUUAAAGUAAUACUGCUAGGAGAUGGUGGAGUUGGAAAGAGUUCCCUUAUGAACAGAUAUGUCACCAACAAGUUUGAUGCACAGCUGUUUCAUACAAUAGGUGUGGAAUUCUUAAAUAAAGAGUUGGAAGUUGAUGGACAUCUUGUUACAAUGCAGAUAUGGGACACAGCAGGUCAGGAACGUUUCAGGAGCUUGCGGACUCCUUUCUAUAGAGGUUCUGACUGUUGUCUGCUAACCUUCAGUGUGGAUGACUCUCAAAGCUUUCAAAACUUAAGCAAUUGGAAGAAAGAAUUCAUUUAUUAUGCAGAUGUCAAGGAGCCUGAAAGUUUUCCAUUUGUGAUACUGGGUAACAAAGUUGAUAUCGAUGAAAGGCAAGUGUCUACGGAAGAAGCCCAAGACUGGUGCAGGAAUAAUGGCAACCAUCCCUAUUUUGAAACCAGUGCAAAGGAUGCCACUAAUGUUGCAGCAGCCUUUGAAGAAGCAGUUAGAAGAGUUCUAGCCUCUGAAGAUAGAUCAGAUCACUUUAUUCAAACAGAUACAGUGAACCUUCAUCGGAAACCAAAACCCAGUUCGUCUUGUUGUUGACUUAAGUUGGCUUUUUUUUUUUGCCAAAUUACCUUUAACUAGCUUGCCAUAUAAAAGGAUGGGGAAUUGUAGUAGAUAAAAUAACAAAGGGGUUUCACUCUAAUAUUAAAAAUUGUCAUGUUCUGCUGCUUUCUUGGGGGAGCAAAAUAAAAAAUUCCAUUCAUGAGUGACCCCUUAUUGAAUUAGUGACACUUCCUCUUUAGGAAGGUGCCGAGUAAAAGCAUUAAUAUAAGAAUUUAAUUUGCCAACUUUAUUCAAAUGAGAAAAACUUUGCAUAUAAUUAAAACUUGAACGUUCUAGAAGCACUACUUUGGAGAAACUGUUCUGGAAUUCAGGCACAAAGAUACUUUUAUAUGUGUAUAUUUUUAUGAAAUAGGCAUUCCAUUUUUGUUUCAUUAGAAGUCAGUUUCUUGACAAUGCUAGAUAUUAAACUUCAGUCUCACUACAUUCCUUUUGCUGUGAGUGGUAAUUCAUCUCUAAUGGGUUUAUUAUAAGUUAAUAUAAAUUACCUUCAGGUCUUUUCUAAUUGCCUAAUGUUGCCGUAUGUUGCUGUAAUUUGUGUAGGUUUUUAAGUAGGAAACAAAUUUCCUACCUAUUUAUUGUCCAUUUUCCUUUCAUGUACUAUUCUAAUGCUGUACUAAUUUUUCCAGCAGUUUAACGCAAGAUAUUGAUGGGGUUUUAAGUUAAUACAUGUCUUUGCCUUAAGUCCCAUUCUAGCAUGUUUGUGAUCAGUAAGGUAAAAAUCUAACUGAAGUAUAACCAUUUUUAGUCAUGAAAAAAGAUAGGCUUUAUUCAGUCAGCUUUAAUAGCACUUGAAGGGAUCUACAUUAUGACAAAUUUGUAAGCGUACUUCUAGUAUACAGCCUUAAACUUCCAAACUUCUUGUUCCUGUUAACCUGAGCUAUGAAUGUGUUUACUAGUAAUCUCUGCACUGUGAAACUAAGGAUUGGCAAUAUAUGUAGAGAACUCAGGAAGCUCUUGACUUAGAUUGUGACAGCUUUCAGCCCUAAUAUGAGUAAAUACCUACCGUUAGUUUGAGCUGAAUUUGAUCCACCUUUAAUUUGCUACUUGGGAUAUGGAUUUACACAUUUAAAACUGUCUUUUAUAUUACUGUACCGAUUACAUGGUGAUGAACAGAAGCAAAUUUUGUAUUUAAUGGACAGUCUUUCUGCAGUAAUGCAGAUGAAACCACAGAAGGUGUAUUUGAGGCUCUUCAUUGCAGUUAAGCGGUAGAAUACUUGUAUGAGAAGCUGUUGAAUGUUGGCUCUUGGUGUACCCACUGUCUUUGUAAUGGCAAACUUGAUAGUGCACUAUUGCUUCAGUGUGUAAUCUGACUGCUAACAGGCACGCACAUACGCACAUUGUGGACUUCGCAAGGAAGUCUGAGGCCUAUAGGACCAGCUAUGUUACUCACUAAACUACACAGACUCUACUUUCUGUGCAGCAACUUUUUUGUUCCAAUAGGAAAGACUUUGAGAGUACAGUAACAGCAAGAGUUUUCUCUUAACAUAUGUUUGGUCUGUACCAGGUGUAAUUAUUUGGAAGUAAAGCUUGCAAAACAAA
Molecule: messenger RNA, 3368 nt
Organism: Falco peregrinus (peregrine falcon)
Lineage: Eukaryota; Metazoa; Chordata; Aves; Falconiformes; Falconidae
Gene: RAB9A
Product: RAB9A, member RAS oncogene family
Exons: 3
Coding region: 1200-1805 (201 amino acids)
Biological process (GO): retrograde transport, endosome to Golgi; Rab protein signal transduction
Cellular component (GO): lysosome; phagocytic vesicle; late endosome
Molecular function (GO): GTP binding; GTPase activity
Source: RefSeq, a predicted model, not a curated record